UAUGGCGUCUGCCCCGUGUAAAGGGCAGAAUCCUUUGUCCAAAUGCAAGUCCCCAGUCAAAACAUCCUACCUCUCACCUCCUCCUUUCUUCCAUACCUUCCUUUCCCCAUCUCUCUCUCUAUAUCUUUCUCCAUUAUAUCAACAAAUCAAUAUCCAAUUAAAGUUCUUCAAAUUAUACAAAUCAAGAUGGGUUUCUUAAAAGAAACCACAAAAUCAAGACAAACAAUCCUUCGAGUACUAAAAACCCUCUUCUUUCUCAUCAACAUGUUCAUCUCUCUCCUCCUAUGUGCCGCCCCAAUCCUCCUCAUAAUCAUCGACUCCAUUCUCCCAUCCAUCCUUCUUCUAUCUACAUCUUUCUCUCCUCAAAACCCUCUCUCUCUCCAAACAAUCUCGACCCAUUUCACCAAAUAUAACUUCACUUCUUCUCUAAUUGACAUACCUAUCAUCUCCCUAAUCCGAUCGGCUUUCAUACUUUGUGUUUACAGUUUAUGCGAUGGACCUAGUCUAUCUAGAGGACCCUAUUUGGGAAUUACAAUGAUUUGUUCUGUUUCGUCGCUGGUGUUUGUUUCUUUGAAGGCUUCGUUUGUUUUCAAUGAACAGAGAAUUGUUAUUGUUGAUGGAAGAAAGGAUUAUGAUCUGUGUUAUGUUAGAGCAGUGGAAAUGGCGUUGUUUGUUUGUUCUUGGGUUUUAGCUGUUGGUCAUAUGGUUGUGGCGUAUAGAACUAGCUGUAGAGAGAGGAGGAAGUUACUUAUUUACAAGAUUGACAUUGAAGCUGUUUCAGCAUAUAAAAAAGGUUUCUUGAGGUACCAGAAAAUGAUUUUAGAAGAGAAAAUGAGGAAAGAUGAUAAUAAUAAAUUAGGAAAAUUAUAGAUUUCUCUCAAAUGGCAGCAGCCCACAAUUUUCUAAAGCCAGCCCUUCAGGUUAUUCCUUUUUCAUUUGUUAUUUAAUUUAAUUUUUUUUUCAUUGAUCAUGUAAAAUAUAUUAUUAUAUAUAGAAGUUUAAACAGUGGUAAUAAUGUAGGAGGAGGUGUGAUCCAAAGGAUAUCAUCAUCAUUUCGAUCAGAGGCUGGAUUAAAAUUAUAUUAUAGCAGCUUAAUUACCUAGAUUUUUUGAAAUUUGGUUUGAAUCUGAAAAUUCGAACCAUAUUACAUGAGUUAUUGUGCUCAAUGAUGUUAGCUAGGAGUUGAAAAAAGUUAUCCAUCAUAUCAUAUAUAUAUAUA
Impatiens glandulifera is the source of this 1219-nucleotide messenger RNA. RefSeq lists its product as uncharacterized. The coding region runs from base 43 to 870 and encodes 275 amino acids. The record is from RefSeq and is a predicted model, not a curated record. The transcript is spliced from 2 exons. NCBI's taxonomy places the organism in Eukaryota, Viridiplantae, Streptophyta, Magnoliopsida, Ericales, Balsaminaceae.